Molecule: messenger RNA, 1167 nt
Organism: Penicillium coprophilum
Lineage: Eukaryota; Fungi; Ascomycota; Eurotiomycetes; Eurotiales; Aspergillaceae
Product: lactonase family protein
Exons: 2
Coding region: 1-1167 (388 amino acids)
Molecular function (GO): 6-phosphogluconolactonase activity; protein binding
Source: RefSeq, a predicted model, not a curated record
AUGUUUUGCUAUCUUCCGUUCUUUGUCUCCCUGGUAGCUGCCACCAACCUCUAUGCCACUCACUACGACGGCAACAUCUACACACUCUCUCUUGAUAGCGCAAACUCCCUUUCGAUCUCUUCAUCGCUGAAAACAUGUGGUGAUGCUCCUAGUUGGCUUACAUUCGAUGCAUCCACGCGCACAAUCUAUUGCUCUGACCACUCCGGCAAUGGGACUAUGAAUGGCUCCCUGAGCUCCUACUCUGUGGAUCAGCAUGGGAAACUGACGGAGCUUGCAAAGACUGUGGACGUAGGUGCCGCGGUCCACAGUAUCAUGUAUGGCGGAGAGCACGGGCACGAAAAUUAUUUGGCCGUUGCGCAUUAUGGCGGCUCUGCACUUUCGACCUUUGCCCUACCCCUUCGCUCCGAUAAAGAGCCCUUGCAAGUCUUCCGCUACCAAAUACCCCAGCCCGGUAUUAAGCCCCAGCAAGAUGCACCGCACCCGCACCAGGUGAUCCUCGAUCCAACUGGUGAUUUCGUUCUUGUUCCCGAUUUGGGCGCCGACCAGGUUCGUGUGUACGCAAUUAACAAGCGCACGGGGCAUCUGAAUUCGUGCCCUAGUCUUAAUUACACCGCUGGGAGUGGACCGCGACACGGAUUGUUCUGGAGGUCCAACCCCAAGCAUCCUGCACACGCUCCAGUGACUAUGCUUUACACUGUUAGUGAAUUAGGCGGCCACUUUAAUUCGUUCGUUGUCUCUUACUUGCCUUCUGGUUGUCUCGGGUUCCGGGAAACCCAAUCCUUUGUGCCAUACCCAGGCGGACAGUUACCGGCCGGGGGUGCACCAGCGGAGCUCGCUAUGAGUGGAAAUUCUCUUUAUGCCUCAAUUCGCUUCGAUCAAGGAUUCUCUCCAAAUGAUUCCAUAUCGACUUUGACUCGUUUUUCCAAUGGCACGGUGAACUUUAGUGAAAUCACGUCUUCAUACGGCACCAUUCCCCGCACUUUUGUUGUCAAUAAGAAGGGUACUCUGGUGGCUAUUGGAAACCAGGCUUCAUCGAAUGUAGCCAUUGUCAGAAGGAAUCCACAGAAUGGAAAGCUCGGCAAACUAGUCGCCAACUUGCAGGUUGGACUGCCUGGCCAGGCUAGUAAUUCGUCAACAGGGCUGGGUAGCAUCAUAUGGGAAGAUUGA